Pundamilia nyererei is the source of this 2212-nucleotide messenger RNA. It is a transcript of the gene apof, whose product is annotated as apolipoprotein F. Bases 265 to 1545 code for a protein of 426 amino acids. NCBI's taxonomy places the organism in Eukaryota, Metazoa, Chordata, Actinopteri, Cichliformes, Cichlidae. Gene Ontology annotation, biological process: cholesterol metabolic process. The record is from RefSeq and is a predicted model, not a curated record. The transcript is spliced from 2 exons.
GAGCAAUGAGGCCAAAGAGAAGAGGGAGUUGAAAGACGGAUGAUACAGAGGGAGGGCUGUGGGAUGUCAUGUGUAAAGAAAGAGAUUCUCAUUGGAGGCAAAGGGAGAGAAGAUCACUAUGUACGUUUGGAGAAAAGGGAAAAAGGGGAAUACAAAAAGCAUCCUACAUGGUGAAGCCAUCUUGGUCAGACGCUCAGGACUUCAUGAGCAACACUAAUUAUUAAUAAGUGUAGUGGCUUUGGAAAAGUGUUCUUUUAAAACAGGAUGAUGUCCUCCAAGCUGAAGUGGCUGAUUGUGAUCCAGCUCCUGCUGAAUGAACAGGCCUUGUGCAGGGUCCCACCUCCUUUGGUGCAAAAGAGCACUCUGCUUCCAGGAAGUGACACCCAUGAAGCUGUAGAGGAGGUGUCCAAACAGAAUCUGGACUCUCUCCUGGGAUCUCAAGUUCAGUCUGGUCUCUUACCUGAGGAAAAAUCUGAAAGAAUCCGAUCUGCCCAACGAAUGACAUCGGUCCUUGGGGCGAAGCUUCAGGAGCAGAUUCAAGCUCAUUUACACAUUCAGGGGAACAUCAGCUGUGAGGAGCUGCUGUCAGCCAGCGCUGUGGAUGACUCGCUGUCCUCCAUGUUUCCACAGGAGCUGUUGGGUCUCUCUUUGGUGCCUGUGUUGGUGGUGUCAGGGUGCCCAAAGGAAGCACAGACCCUGUUGCUGAAGCUGUAUGAUCUGCUGGGAGUGGCUGAUACAGAGGAGCUCCUGAUGGAGGUAGAAGGCCUAAUAGAGCGAAGGAUGAGUAAAUCAGCAGCUGCACCAACACCCACAUCAGCAUCAUUGCCUUCAGGGAGAGAUCAAACUCAGCGACACAUAAAAGCUGUGAUGUUUAACAUUGAGCAGCUGGCAUUCGUGGGAGAAGGCAACACUAUUCAGGAGGGGCACUGCGAGGGUUGGAGUCGAGUAAAUGGGACCGUGCUGAUAGGAAACGCUGUGGAGGGAGGCACAGGUGGACUGGAGGAUGCUGUGAGCAGCUGUGAAAGCCUGGGAUUCCUGUGUGCUGGUGUGACCAGCAGUGGGCGUCACACACCUGGGAUGUACCAGGCAGUGUGGAAAAAAGGUAGUCGCAUAUUGCCAUCUGAAUCCACAGAAUCUGAGACCUGGAUCCAUCAGUGCAGCGCCACAGCAGCAACUGGUCACCGGUGGAAGCGCAGCACCCAGAGGAACUGCAUCAACAAAAGCGAGCAGCGCGUGUACAGUGUAAUGGAGUGGAUCCCUGGAGUCAGCACACUCUAUAACCUUGGCACAGCUGUGUAUUACGCCUCAGUCAACUGUUCUGAAACAGCCAAGGAGAGAGCCAUCCUGAGCGCCGUUGACCUCGGAACAGAUGCCCUCAUGGUCGCCACGGGUGGGACUGCUGGGGUAGCAGGCUAUGCUCUGGGUGCAGGGGUGAAGACCGGCGUGAAAGCUGGGGUCAAGUAUCUGCUCAACUCCAUGAAGGAGGAAGAUGACAUGCUGGUGAACCAGUUCAGCGUGGAGGAGGGUGUCAUCACCAUAGACUGAAGAAUCAGUGAAUCACCCUCUUAAACUCUGGCAAUAAAUACUGACAUAGCUACAUGUGUAAAGAUAGAGGAUCAAUAAUUGAUAGCUUACCUGUUUGCAUAGUAACUAUUAGUGAUCAUUUGCAGUGCAAUUUUUCUUUUCUUUUUUUGUAAGUGUGUACACAAUGAAAGAAUAUUAUUAAGACAGAUUCCAAAUUGUCUGCAUAUAUAAAAUACUAAAAGAGAGACAAUGUAAGCUAACGAUGAAAUAAAAGUCAUUCCACAGAGUGAAAAAUGUCCACAUGAGCUGAAAACAGAUCCAAUAAUUUAUAACCUCAGAAAGUAAGCUUUAAGCCAUUGCUUAGAAAUAAUAUUUUAAGUAUAUACUUUAUAAAGUAGUUUACUAGUUAAUUGUAUUAGGCAGCAACACUGAUGACUGGUCUCAGGAAAGAAAACCUUCAGUCCCUCAACACUUUGAUUUUGCCCGUCUCUGUUUAUCAUCUUUUUUAUUUUUAAUUUGUCUCUUCCUUCAGCUGAAACCUACAGUCAGGUUGUCAGGUCGCAGUCAUAUUCUCAGCUCGGAUUUAAUUGCAGGGACACUAGCCUCAUGAUAAAAUAUUGUUGCUGUAUAUGUUUUCCUGUAAAUGUUAUUAAAUUUUACAUUAAAUUGGUGGCAGUGUAUAAUGUUA